GCACGCGUUCAUUCAACUGCUCUUAUCGAGCUCUUAACCCAUUCACGUUUUACGUCCAAUUCCGCGCCCAUCGAAUUUAGCUCGAGUUAUCGUUAUAUUAAAUUAUCGUUGGGCGUUUAUUUGUUUGGAGACACUUGAACACUUCGGUUCGUCGCUAGUUACAUUUUGGAUAUAAACAAGUUAUUUAAAGUUUAAAAUAUAUACACAUAUAAUUGUGCAUAGUUGUGUGCGUUGUCAUUGGCUGCGCUUGAGUUUUGGUACUUUGGACCAAGCGUAAAAUCGAACAUUGUUGUUUGUUUUAUUUGCUUAUCGGCCACAGCAAUUAUGGAUCGUGCAAGUCUCUAUUUCCGUGGCAAGGAUGACAAGAGCACGUUCAGCUAUGACGAUGAUCUUCCCCUGCUUCCGCUGCCCGAGCUGCGGGAUACCAUGUCCCGUUACUACGACAGUCUGAAACCAUUUGGCAGUGACGAGGAGCUGGCCAAUUCACGGCGCAUUAUCGAGCAGUUUGAGCAGGGAGUCGGCGCUGAGCUGCAGGCAAAGCUCAAGGAACGGGCGACGAAUACGAAAUAUUGGCUGGGCAGCUAUUGGGAGGAUUACGGGUAUCAUCUAUUGCGACUGCCGUUGCUGCCCUAUCAGCUCAUGCUGAUGCCCAGCCAGAUGGUGCAAGUGGGUGUGCCAGAGACGUCCGCAUAUAUGAUGAAGAGUCUCGCCCGUCACAUUUAUCACACGCUGGAGUUCUGGGACAUCAUACGCCAUGAGGCGCUGAAGCCACUGUCCUCUAACGGUGGCAAGAUCAAAUACAAUUCGGGAUUGUACAAGCAAUUCUUGUCCACGUCGCGUGUGCCGGGCUUGGAGCAGGAUCACGUUGAGAAGCACUUCCGGACCAAGUCCGAGGGCAGCACACCCACGCAUGUGACUGUCAGCGGCAAGGGGCGUCAGUUUGCAUUUAAUGGAGUGCAUGAGGAUGACACCAUUCUGACGGCCCCGGAGAUUUUGGUCAUACUGCAGCGAUUGCGCAGCAUCCUAGACUAUGAGCCGAUGGGCGAUGGUGUGCCUGCAUUAACCAAUGACGAUCGCACCAGCUGGGCAAAGAAUCGUAAUCGGAUCAUUGAGAUUUCCGAAGCCAACAAGGAGACUUUGAGGCUGGUGGAAAGCUCCUGCUUCGAUGUCUGCUGGGAUGAGAAUAUGCCGCAAGACACUGAGCAGUCCUCACAGAUGGCCUUAUACGGCGAUUAUCAUUCACGCUGGGCGGAUCGCAGCAGCUGCCUGCUGAUGUUCAAGAACGGUUACCUUGUGUUUGGCGGGGAGCACAGUUGCUACGAUGGCACCUUCAGUGCCAGCUUUGCCACGUUCAUUCAGCUGAGCUUCUUCGAAGUGCCUGAGCCCGACUGGAACGAGGCAAUUAGCUCCAAAGUCGUGGACAUACAAGAGCUCAAGUUCGAGCUGGACGACAAAUUGAGAUCGGAGAUCAAACGAGUUCUCCAAGAGGUAGAACAGCGGGGCGCCGAUAUCAUUGCCACCUUUGAAGUCUUCGAUGAAUAUGGCAAGGAUUUCAUGAAGACCCAGAAAUUGCAUCCGGAUUCCUUUAUGCAAGUGCUCAUGCAGUGGGCCUACUACCAGAUGCACAAUGAGAUUGCACCCACCUAUGAGACGGCGCUGAUGCGUCACUUCUACAAUGGACGCACGGAGACACUGCGCUCCUGCACCAAUGCCGUACAUGACUUUCUUAAGGCAUCAUCCGAUUCGAGCACCACCGAUCAGCAGUUGGUGAAAGCCUUUCGCACAGCUGUCAAAGAUCACAGACAUCACAUGGACGAGGCACGUAAAGGCCACGGCGUCGAUAGACAUUUAUUUGGGUUGUGGUGCGCGGCGUACGAGAGCAAUAUGGAGAUACCCGCUCUCUACGAUGAUCCACUAUAUGCCAUGAGCGGUGGUGGCGGCAAUUUCGUAAUAUCCUCCAGCACACUGGGCUUCACGCCCAACGUGGGCUUUGUCGCACCUAUGACCCUGGAUGGUUAUGGUGUCUUCUACGGAAUUACAUCCAAUGCUAUCUACGUCAAUUCGACUUGCUAUCGGGACAGCAUCAAGACCAGCGCCCGGAAAUACAACAUCGUAUUCAGAGAAUUAUUCUGUCGCAUUCAAAAACUCCUGGAGCAGCAGGACGAGAAAUCAAAUUUGUAAACAGCCGCAAUUUGGUCAUUUAUAUAAUGAUUAGCAUUCAUUAGACACAGAAGAAAAGAGUUUUCAGUUUAUAUGCAUUCCAUGCAGAGGCAGCGGAUAGAAUAUGUUUCCUUUUACUUAAGGCACUUAUCAAGCUACAUCAACUUCUUGCCAUCUCUUAGCCAUGAGUAGAGGUUUUUAGAGGGUACUAACAAAUGAAAUAAGCCUGGUAGAGUGUACUAUAAUUUUGACGGGAUUUUUUAAACUUAUUGUAUAUUUUUGAUGUCGGAAGGUUGACUCCGGUCUACAAGGGUAUGCAAUCUUUGGCGGGUCUAAGGUGAAUGUUCUUUCUAGUUUUCUAUGUUGUAAAAAGCAUAAUUGUCCAAAAGAUACAUGAAAAUUCGAUCCAAAACUAUACAAUUUUCUGCACUAUAUUCAAAUUAAUUCCAUUAUUUAAAUUCAAAAUUUAGUGAAUAAGUAUUUGUUAUCUGUAAGAUUUGAAAGUGGUUUUAGUGGUCGCUCGGAAAUGAGAACGUUUUAGUUGCUGAGGUGAUUGUUAUUUGUAAAUGUAUUGUCAACAGAAUUUAAAUAAAAAGAAACUUCAAAU
Messenger RNA from Drosophila grimshawi, 2767 nucleotides. Its product is annotated as peroxisomal carnitine O-octanoyltransferase. The coding region runs from base 325 to 2181 and encodes 618 amino acids. The transcript has 6 exons. Gene Ontology annotation, cellular component: peroxisome. Gene Ontology annotation, molecular function: carnitine O-octanoyltransferase activity. The record is from RefSeq and is a predicted model, not a curated record. Lineage: Eukaryota; Metazoa; Arthropoda; Insecta; Diptera; Drosophilidae.